AUGUGCGCACAGAGGGACCCUUGCGAGUCUGGUAAGCGACAGCGGAAAAUUUCCUGCUUUUCACUUCGCGCUAACGGCGGUCUGCGCCGACUCAGCCUUGCCGCAUGCUAUUCACGACGCAUCAGACCGCCGCCGGUCUGGGAGCGCUGCUUUCUGCAGAACAUCGGCAAGUGCAGCUCGAAGGCUCCAGUGAUCGAGGAGGACCGGCAGACUGUGGUGCAGAUGCGAGAGGUGAGAUGA
Molecule: messenger RNA, 240 nt
Organism: Protopolystoma xenopodis
Lineage: Eukaryota; Metazoa; Platyhelminthes; Monogenea; Polystomatidea; Polystomatidae
Source: the annotation of a GenBank genome assembly